Molecule: messenger RNA, 964 nt
Organism: Drosophila guanche
Lineage: Eukaryota; Metazoa; Arthropoda; Insecta; Diptera; Drosophilidae
Exons: 3
Coding region: 297-746 (149 amino acids)
Biological process (GO): positive regulation of voltage-gated potassium channel activity; regulation of synaptic transmission, cholinergic; sleep
Source: RefSeq, a predicted model, not a curated record
UGUUCAGUCUCAUGUGUGCAACGCUUCGAGUCGGUAGUCGGUAGUCGGUAGUGAAUAGUCGGGCAGACACUAGCUGUAGGCAACAAUACUGUAUAUAAUGUGAUUGCCAUUGGCAUCUGUGAAGACUGUGAAAAGAACAUCUGUAGCACAGACCAGACCAGAUCGCAUCUGUAUCCGUAUCUAUUGAAUCACCUCUCGACACCAGCCCCAUUAGCGCGCAGUGGACAGUGUGGAGAGUGGACAGAGUGGACAGAGUGGAGAGUGAAGAGUGGAGAGUAUUCAGAUCGUACGGUACAAUGCGUCUGCUUGUCUCCUCCUCUCUGUGGCUGCUCGUCACGCUGGUCAGCACAGCUCUAGCGAUUACCUGCUUCGAAUGCGAUUCCGUGAACGACGCCGGCUGUGGGGAGAUUUUCUCGGGCGAUGACAUAGCCAAGACGGAUUGUAAUGCCGUUGAAGUCCUCGGCGACAUGCGAUCCCGUUACCCACAAAGCGCCGAGCCCACUUGCCUGACCAAGUACUAUGAGGGUGCGCCUGGAAGCUCCCGUUUCGUGCGACGUUCUUGCUUCUUUGGCGAUUCCUCGCCUGCGGAGUUCAGCUGCGACGAGUCGCCGGAUCCACUGGUGCCAUAUCAGAAUUUCCUUGGCUGUACGCUCUGCAACAGCGAUCUAUGUAAUGCAGCGAGCAGUGGGUUGCCCUCUAUGUGGAUUGCUUUUCUUAUUGCUUUACUUUUGUGGCUGUCAAACUAACAGGAGAGCAGGGCAGUGCCGAGUCAAGCUUUAUACUUUUGAUCAAACUUCGAAACGUGACGAACGCAGCGAGCACCGAUUAUGGAAUUAUUUUUAAGCUCUUAUCACUCUUUUUCUCUGUGGAUAAACAUGUUUUUGCUUUAAUUUCUCAUUUAUUUGAUUUUCGUUUCCGUUGUUUUUACACAUCCACUAAAAUGAUUUAACAUACAUAUAAUAUA